UCCCCCCUCCCCCCCCAAAACUCCGAAAAACUUUUUCCCUCUUCAUUUAACAAUGUGCUUCGUAUUCUCUUUCACUUUAUACCUAUUCCUCACUCUCUAACUAAAACCAAAAGCUAAAACAGAGAGCUUCAAGAACAAUAACAAUGGAGUUUGACCUUGAAAAUCCAUUGCCACUUAGCCAUGACUUUAAUGCAGACACCAUUUCUCCACUUUUCAACAUUGAAACUGAUCAUAUGCCUUCUAAAAUUUACCAUCAAAAUGUUGAGAACUCAGAUUUUCAUAUCUCCAUUCGUCAAGCAACCAUUUCUAUAAUCUUUCAAAUUUCUCACCACUUUGAUCCAUUUCUCUCGUAUCUUGGCAUUAAUUAUCUUGACCGCUUCCUCUCCUUCCAUUCACUAUCGGAAGGGAAGCCAUGGAUGUUGAGGCUGAUUGCCGUUUCUUGUGUUUCUUUAGCACUGAAAAUGAAGGAAACGGAGUACUCUGCAACUGAUAUUCAGCAAGUUGGUGGUAUGAUAUUUGAUAUAGAGACAAUAAAGAGAAUGGAGUUUUUGAUACUUGGCGAACUUAAAUGGAGAAUGCGCUCAAUUACUGCCUUUUCUUUCAUUAGUUUCUUCAUCUCUUUUUUCAAAUUCAAAGAUCUACCAUUACAGCAAGCUCUAAAAGCCAGAGCCACAGAUAUUAUACUCAGAGCUCAAAAUGAUAUCAAGAUUUUGCAGUUCAAGCCAUCUUUAAUCUCAGCUUCAGCUCUUCUCUCUGCUUGUCACGAGCUUUUCCCUUUACAAUUCCCAUGCUAUAAAACUGCAAUCCUAAACUGUUCACACGUACAUAAGGAUGAUUUGUUACGUUGCUAUGAUGUGAUGCAAGAGAUAGCAAAGGAAGGAUACGAAUCAAUUCUUGACAAAGUGUCAAGCACGAGCACGCCAGUCAACGUACUUGACCUACAGUUCUCGAGCAGUUGGAGUUCAGAUAACGAGCCAAUUACAAAAUCAGAAGAUAGCUGUGGCGGUCAUGUACUUAAUGCAAUGGCCAUAAACAGCAGGCAAGAGAACUUGAAACGUCGAAAGAUUAUUGACAACAGUUCAGCUUUCUCUGAUGCACACAAUAACGUUGAUAUUGAUGUUUGAUAAAUAUUAAGCUAUCAAUCUGCAGAGUUUUUUUAUGAAAACGAAGCAGUAGUGUGCCCACUACAAGAGUAAAAAAGAAAGAUCAGGAAAAGUUUAUAAUUCAUCGGCAGAAGCCAACUACUAUAAGAUAACGUUUAUUUGUAGCUGUGGCCCAUUGGAGAGUGACACUAGCUUUGCUUUUGUAUCAAAGAACUAAAACUGAAAAGAAAUACUACUCCUAUUAUUAUAGGAGGAAAAAAAAAACGAAAAUGAGAAUGAGAAAGAGGAGAUUGUGCCAUUGUGGGUACUUGGGAAUGAACAUUUGGUUACUGGUUUGUUUGGUUGGUGACUUUAAUUUGCUUUGUAUGAAUCUGGAAAAGGCAAAAAAGACUUGGAAAAAGAAAAAGAAACGAAAAGAGAAAAGAGGGGAAGGAGAAUAAAAUGAGUUUUAUUUUCUUUUGUUUUAUUGGGAAGUGAAAAAGAAACAAAAACAGUGGCUCUUGGUUGCAAAUUAGAGAACUGUAUGAGGGUAAGAAUGAAUAAUUUA
Molecule: messenger RNA, 1650 nt
Organism: Nicotiana tabacum (common tobacco)
Lineage: Eukaryota; Viridiplantae; Streptophyta; Magnoliopsida; Solanales; Solanaceae
Product: putative cyclin-D6-1
Source: RefSeq, a predicted model, not a curated record